This is a messenger RNA of Mytilus californianus (California mussel), 2899 nucleotides long. RefSeq names its product electroneutral sodium bicarbonate exchanger 1-like. Gene Ontology annotation, biological process: regulation of intracellular pH; bicarbonate transport; monoatomic anion transport. Bases 1 to 2619 code for a protein of 872 amino acids. The record is from RefSeq and is a predicted model, not a curated record. The transcript has 17 exons. Lineage: Eukaryota; Metazoa; Mollusca; Bivalvia; Mytilida; Mytilidae. Gene Ontology annotation, molecular function: sodium:bicarbonate symporter activity; solute:inorganic anion antiporter activity; monoatomic anion transmembrane transporter activity. Gene Ontology annotation, cellular component: plasma membrane.
AUGAAUGGCAUGAAUGGGUCAUACGAAGUGAAAAAUGGAGAGCAUUUAAGUCACAGAAAACGCAGUCUAGCAGUUACUGAGUUUAUCCAGGGUCUACUCACAAAAAACGAUGACGAAACACACGUUGUUUUCUGUCAGUUAGACACUUUAACGAAAAAAGACGAAGAAGUCAUUUGGCGAGAGUCUGCUAGAUGGGUAAAAUACGAAGAGGAUGUCGAGGAGAAUGGCAAACGUUGGUCGAAACCUCAUGUGGCUUCUGUUACAUUGCAUAAUGUAUUGGAGCUAAGGACACAGAUGUUCGUAGGAGCCUUGCUUAAUAAGCCUUUUAUGAAAAAGAUUCCCGAAGGUGCACAAGUCGCCAAUGUAUGGGUUGGGGAAAUAGAUGAUUUGAAGGAACCAAUCACAGCUUUCAUUCGACUAGAUAAACCCAGAGUUAUUGGUGAUUUGACAGAAGUACCAUUACCAACGCGAUUCAUUUUCCUUCAUCUUAGUCCAGUUGGGGAACCAGGCCACAUUUUUGCAAUUGGAAGAGCAAUGUCCAAUAUGAUGGUUGAUGUGAUUUUCAGUGAGGUUGCAUACAAAGCAAAAUCACGAGAAGAUAUAAUGCAUGGAUUUGACGAAUUUCUUGAUCAAACAACAGUUCUUCCUCCUGGCCAGUGGGAUCCAGAAAUACGUUUAGAACCACCGACUAAAGUACCUUCUCAGGAGGGACGAAGGAGAUUAUUUGGUGGUCUUAUUGAAGACGUAAAGCGAAAGAUUCCAUUCUAUAUCAGUGACUUCAAAGAUGGUUUCCACAUACAGUGUCUCGGUGCUGUUCUCUUUAUGUAUCUAGCUACACUAACACCCAACAUAACAUUCGGAGCUUUACUAGGACAGUCAACACAUCACUACAUGGGAACAAUGGAAUGUAUUGUAGCUGUUGCCUUUGUAAACCUGAUUUUUGCAUUAUUUGGUGGACAGCCAUUGAUUAUAAUGGGUAGUACCGGACCUGUACUUGUGUUGGAAAUUAUAAUCUACACAAUGUGUCGAGACAAUGACUGGGACUUUCUACCAUUUCGAUGCCUGGUAGGUCUGUGGUCAGCUCUGUUUUUACUGAUCAUUGUUGCAUUUGACUUGAGUGCAUUAGUCCGUUAUAUAACAAGAUUUACAGAGGAAAGUUUUGCUUGCUUAAUUGCCAUUAUUUUCAUAGUAGAAGCAUUCAAGAAAAUAUUCUCAAUAGCAGAGACACAUCCGUUUAAUAUCCAUCCAGAAAUUCCAUUGGAUUAUACAUGUUUCUGUGUCACAAAUAAUCAAUCAAGCGUCUAUAAUAUGACAACAAUGCCAUUGACUACUAAUGCUUUCAAUUCAACCACGGAUGCAAUUACAAACUGGACCAGCGUACAAAGAGAAGACUGUGUCAAUCUAGGAGGUGUCCUGGAAGGUUCUGGUUGUGGUACUACAGUCUAUCAUGACAACGUGUUUUUCCUAUCCUUUAUAAUUGGCGUUGGAACAUUCGGCGUUGCAUGGGCAUUAGUGAACAUGAAGAAAAGUACAUUCUUCCCAACAGUAGUACGUCAAACAAUUGGAGAUUUUGCAGUGUUUAUAUCUAUUUGUACAAUGGUUUUACUUGAUGUACUUCUUGGUGUUCCAACUCCAAAGCUAAUGGUACCAAAUACAAUUCAGCCUUCCAGACCAGAUAGGGGGUGGUUCACAAGUCCAUACAGCCCACACAAUCCGUGGUGGGUGUGGAUAGCUACAGCUUUGCCAGCGUUAGUGGCUGUGAUUCUGAUCUUUAUGGACCAACAAAUUACAGCUGUCAUCAUUAACAGAAAAGAAAACAAACUGAAGAAAGGUUGUGGUUACCAUUUAGAUUUGACAGUAACAACGUUCUGUCUUGUGGUGUGUUCGUUUUUCGGUCUUCCUUGGUAUGUUGCUGCUACAGUCCGAUCAAUGGCACAUGUUAACAGUCUUAAAAUGGAAUCUGAAUGUACUGCACCCGGUGAAAAACCAGUCUUUCUUGGUUGUAGAGAACAGCGCCUUACACCUUUAAUAAUUGCAAUACUAAAUGGAUGUUCUGUUUUUAUGACAAGUAUAUUACAACUUGUACCAAUGCCUGUUUUAUAUGGUGUAUUUUUGUAUAUGGGAGUAUCAGCACUCAGGGGAAUGCAGUUCAUGGACCGUAUGAUGAUAAUGCUCAUGCCUGCUAAGUAUCAACCAGAUCACAUGUACCUUCGCCACGUCAGGAUAAAACGCGUUCACCUGUUUACUUUUUUCCAAAUUUUAUGUUUGGGAAUACUAUGGGCUAUUAAAGCUAUAAAAACAAUAUCUAUUGUUUUUCCUGUUAUGGUUCUCGGUACAUGUUUUGUAAGAAAGGGAAUGGAACGAAUUUUUUCAAAGAAUGAAUUAAAAUGGCUUGACGAACUCAUGCCGGAAGACAAAAUGAUGAAACAGGAAGAUGAAGGGGAAUUGAUCGUUGACGACGAUGAUAUGGACGAUGAUGAAGAUGAUGGUGGUCCAAUAGAAUUCUUACAGCUAAAGAAAUACCGGAAAAUUGGUUCAGUGGAUAAUAUGCCUUGGAAUCUCAAACAGGACAGUAAAACAAAAUACCGAAAAGGUCCAGAUGACGAAAGCAUUGUAUGAAAUUACGGAAAUUUUGUUUUUCUCUCAUAAAUGUUGAACAUUUACAAAAGUGCUAAUUUCCAUGAUAGUGCUAUUACUGACUUGUUUUUGGUUGAUGUGUUUCUGACAGAGAUGUUGUCAUGAUUGACCAGAGUUAUUUGUUGGUUAAUUGUGAGGUUUUUUUUCUUUUCUUAUCUUUAUUCAAUAAGAAUUUACUUUUGACUGUUUUGUUUGAGAAUAUUCUGUGUUGAUUAUCGAUAGAAGACUUGUUAUUAUAAAACGUUUUAUUACUUAUGUAUAA